AUGGCAGCUUCAGGCGAAUCUUACUUUGCAGCCUUUGCACCCCAGCGAAGGCCUUAUAUUUCUCAUGGCUUAUCAUUUGAAACGGCUUGUUCAUACCAUACUGAGAAUAUCUCUAAUGCCUCGCGCAUUUAUGUUGUCGUGUCGAAUUCUAUUAACAAGACCAACGCCUUCACGACCCUCCAGAAGGUUCUUGGCAGCAAGAUUAUCGGAACCCGCUACGGCAUCUCUCAGCACACGCCUUUAGAGGGUGUACUAGCUCUCACAGAUGAUCUGAAAGCGAAUAUCUCAGACCUUAUCAUCACUCUCGGAGCAACUUCAAUCUCUGAGGAGCCGUCGGCGUGA
Molecule: messenger RNA, 342 nt
Organism: Daldinia caldariorum
Lineage: Eukaryota; Fungi; Ascomycota; Sordariomycetes; Xylariales; Hypoxylaceae
Exons: 2
Coding region: 1-342 (113 amino acids)
Source: RefSeq, a predicted model, not a curated record